Molecule: messenger RNA, 1116 nt
Organism: Plasmodium reichenowi
Lineage: Eukaryota; Apicomplexa; Aconoidasida; Haemosporida; Plasmodiidae
Product: ferredoxin NADP reductase
Exons: 1
Coding region: 1-1116 (371 amino acids)
Molecular function (GO): oxidoreductase activity
Source: RefSeq, a predicted model, not a curated record
AUGAAAAUUCGCUUCGUCUUCAUCUUGUCUGUUUUAAUAAGUGGAGUGUGUUGCAUAAGGAAAAAUGUUUCGCGUCGUGUAGCUAACCGUAUGACAGCCCACUCAACAUUCCUAUUUGUACAUGAUAAAUUCAAAAGAAAUAAAAAUUUUAAAUUGAAAAAUAAUAAAGAAGAAAACAAUUUUAUAAAUUUAUAUACGGUGAAGAAUCCAUUAAAAUGUAAAGUUGUAGAUAAAAUUAAUUUAGUAAGACCAAAUUCACCUAAUGAAGUUUACCAUUUAGAAAUAAAUCAUAAUGGUCUCUUUAAAUAUCUGGAAGGCCAUACUUGUGGUAUUAUACCUUACUAUAAUGAACUUGAUAAUAAUACAAAUAACCAAAUUAAUAAAGAUCAUAAUAUAAUAAAUACCACUAAUAAUACAACUCAUAAUAAUAUCUCUCUUAGUCAAAUUAAAAAACAACGAUGUGCCAGGUUAUAUUCUAUAUCCUCUAGUAAUAAUACGGAGAAUUUGUCAGUUGCAGUAAAAAUACAUAAAUAUGAACAAACGGAAAAUGAUCCCAAUAUUACAAAUUAUGGUUAUUGUUCAGGUUUUAUAAAAAAUUUAAAAAUUAAUGAUGAUAUAUAUUUAACAGGUGCACAUGGAUAUUUUAAUUUACCAAAUGAUGCUAUAGCAAAAAAUACCAACUUUAUUUUUAUUGCAACAGGAACAGGUAUCUCUCCAUAUAUUUCAUUUUUAAAAAAAUUAUUUGCUUAUGAUAAAAAUAAUAUAUAUAAUAGAAAUAGUAAUUACACUGGGUACAUAACUAUUUAUUAUGGAGUAUAUAAUGAAGACUCAAUUUUAUAUUUAAACGAACUGGAAUAUUUUCAAAAAAUGUAUCCUAACAAUAUAAAUAUACAUUAUGUUUUCUCUUAUAAACAAAAUUCAGAUGCAACAAGUUUUUACGUGCAAGAUGAAAUAUACAAAAGGAAAACAGAAUUCUUAAACCUUUUCAAUAAUUAUAAAUGUGAAUUAUAUAUAUGUGGUCACAAAUCAAUAAGAUAUAAAGUUAUGGAUAUUUUGAAAAGUCAUGACCAAUUUGAUGAAAAGAAAAAGAAAAGGGUGCACGUUGAGGUGUACUAG